AAGUGGGAGGAAAGAGAGAGAGAGAAAGAGAAGGGAGAGAGAGAGAGUGGAAAAAACCAAAAAAGAAGAAAAAAAGAAAGACGCACGAAGGAGGGAGGAGCUUUGGGUUCCCGAUCUUCUCCGCCUAUUCUCUUUCCGUCUCCCUCUUUCAAGGGUUCUUUCUAUCCUCAUCACCGCACCACUGAACCGGGAGGGAAGAGAAGGAGGAGGAGAAGGAGGAAGAGGGGGAGAAGCAGAAAGGAAAGAAGAAGAAGAAGAGGGGCAAAAGUCCAAGAAAAGGGGAAAAGGCGAGAAGGGUCGUUCCGCCCUCUUAUCCACGACCCAACACUCAAUUUCCGAACGAAGGGGCGGCAACACAGAAAAAAACCAAUUAUUGGCACGAGGAGGACGCCGUGGAAUUCUUCUCCCUUCCCUUUCCUCUCAUUCUUUCUCCUUCUUUUAAUUAUUUUUUCGCUUUUUCUUGUCCCCAUCUCGGUCGGCCACGAUCGGAUCGCCGGAACCCUUUUUCAGCUAGAUCCGUCGCGGUCGGAAGGCAGGCGGCCUGUACCACGAAUCAUCUCUUUUCCCGGGCGAAUCGAGCAGCUUAGCUCAUUAAUUUGUCGUGAUUAAUCGAUGGAUGGGCCGGAAUAGGUAUGUUCUUCGCCAUGGAAUAGGUAACGGGUCAAGAUUCAUGGCUGAUUCCACCGCAAAUUGCUUCCCCAUCAGAGCAUCUUCCCUUGGGUCAUCCCUCUGAUUCGUUGCACCGAUAGAGGCGGCGCUUUCUUGCAAAGAUGAUGGACGUGGAUUCGGCUGCGGUGCCGGAAAGGGAUCAGCAGGAUGGUCAGAAUCAAAGUCCCGGCCAGAGCCAGAGCCAGAGCCAGAGCCAGAGCGCAUCUGGUUCCGUCCCUUCGCAAAGUCUCCACGGGGAACGCGACGAGCAAUUGCCAUCCCAUCAACAGCAGCAACAACAGCCGCAUUCCGCCGCAACUGUUGGCCCUAGGCCCGCUCCCACGUACAGUGUCGUAAAUGCUGUCCUCGAGAAGAAGGAAGAUGGCCCUGGUCCCCGAUGCGGUCACACACUGACUGCCGUUGCUGCCGUUGGGGAAGAAGGAUCCCCAGGUUAUGUUGGUCCUCGGCUAAUACUGUUUGGGGGCGCCACCGCUCUUGAGGGUAAUUCUGCGAUUUCUGGACCGCCGUCGUCCGGCGCAAGCACCGGAAUAAGGUUAGCUGGGGCUACUGCUGACGUCCAUUGUUAUGAUAUGCAUUCGAACAAAUGGUCAAGACUUUCGCCACUUGGAGAACCGCCAUCGCCUCGUGCUGCACAUGUUGCAACUGCUGUGGGUACGAUGGUCGUUAUUCAGGGUGGGAUCGGUCCAACUGGCUUGUCUGCGGAGGAUCUACAUGUUCUUGACCUGACACAGCAAAGACCUAGAUGGCACAGGGUGGUUGUUCAAGGUGCUGGCCCAGGUCCUCGAUAUGGCCAUGUGAUGGCUCUAGUUGGACAGCGGUUCCUGUUGGCUAUUGGUGGAAAUGAUGGAAAGCGUCCUUUGGCUGAUGUCUGGGCUUUAGAUACAGCUGCCAAGCCCUACGAGUGGAGGAAACUGGAGCCAGAAGGAGAAGGCCCACCUCCAUGCAUGUAUGCAACAGCAAGUGCACGUUCCGAUGGACUGCUUUUGCUUUGUGGAGGACGAGAUGCUAAUAGUGUGCCUCUGGCAAGUGCUUAUGGCUUGGCAAAGCAUAGGGAUGGUCGAUGGGAAUGGGCCAUUGCUCCUGGUGUUUCUCCAUCCCCUAGAUAUCAACAUGCUGCGGUUUUUGUUAAUGCACGAUUACAUGUUUCUGGUGGGGCACUUGGUGGUGGUCGUAUGGUGGAAGAUUCAUCUAGUGUGGCAGUUCUGGACACUGCAGCAGGAGUUUGGUGUGACACAAAGUCUGUUGUUACGACCCCUAGAACUGGCAGAUACAGUGCUGAUGCUGCUGGAGGGGAUGCAUCAGUUGAGCUAACAAGACGGUGCAGACAUGCUGCUGCUGCAGUUGGAGAUCUGAUCUUUAUAUAUGGUGGACUGCGUGGUGGAGUAUUGCUAGAUGACCUACUUGUUGCGGAAGACCUAGCUGCAGCUGAGACCACAAGUGCUGCUUCACAUGCAGCAGCAGCAGCAGCUGCUGCUAAUGUUCAAGUAGGGAAGUUGCCUGGAACAUAUCCAAUCAAUGAUGAAAGAAAGACACAAGCAGCACCUGAGUCAUCUCCUGAUGGUGCUGUUGUGUUGGGGAGUCCUGUUGCACCCCCAGUCAAUGGGGAUAUAUAUACUGAUAUAAGCACUGAAAAUGCUAUGAUGCAGGGCCAAAGGCGAUUAAGUAAAGGCGUAGAAUAUUUGGUUGAAGCUUCUGCAGCAGAAGCGGAAGCCAUAAGUGCUGCAUUAGCUGCUGCCAAAGCACGUCAAACUAAUGGCGAAAUGGAGCAACUUCCAGAUAGAGGAGAUCGUGGUGCAGAUGCUACACCAAGUGGGAAGCAGUUGUCCAGUUUAGUGAAAGUGUCAGAUUCUGCAGUUUCAAAUAAUGUGACACCUACUACAGUUCGGCUUCACCAUAGAGCUGUUGUUGUUGCUGCGGAAACUGGGGGAGCACUGGGUGGAAUGGUCAGACAACUGUCUAUUGAUCAGUUUGAAAAUGAAGGUAGGCGUGUUAGCUAUGGUACUCCAGAAAGUGCAAAUGCAGCAAGAAAACUUUUAGAUCGGCAAAUGUCUAUUAGCAGCGUUCCGAAGAAGGUUAUAGCACACCUUUUGAAGCCUCGUGGUUGGAAACCUCCUGUGCGGCGACAGUUCUUCUUAGAUUGCAAUGAGAUUGCUGACCUUUGUGAAAGUGCUGAGAGAAUCUUUUCUUGUGAGCCUAGUGUUUUGAAAAUUAAGGCUCCUGUAAAGAUUUUUGGUGAUCUCCAUGGUCAGUUUGGUGAUCUCAUGCGCCUCUUUGAUGAAUAUGGAUCUCCAUCAACGGCUGGAGAUAUAGCAUAUAUUGAUUACCUGUUCUUGGGAGAUUAUGUUGACCGAGGCCAACACAGCCUAGAAACCAUCUGUCUUUUGCUUGCUCUCAAGAUUGAGUAUCCACACAAUGUGCAUUUAAUUCGUGGGAAUCAUGAGGCUGCAGAUAUAAAUGCUCUAUUUGGUUUUCGGAUCGAGUGUAUUGAACGCAUGGGAGAACGAGAUGGCAUUUGGGCUUGGCACCGUAUAAACAGAUUAUUCAAUUGGCUUCCUUUGGCAGCUCUGAUUGAAAAGAAAAUUAUAUGCAUGCACGGAGGGAUUGGCCGAUCUAUAAAUCAUGUGGAGCAAAUCGAAAACCUGCAACGACCUAUAACUAUGGAAGCAGGUUCUGUGGUCCUCAUGGAUCUUCUUUGGUCUGACCCCACGGAGAAUGAUAGUGUUGAGGGCUUGCGUCCAAAUGCAAGGGGACCAGGAUUGGUUACUUUUGGGCCUGAUCGUGUAAUGGAAUUUUGCAACAAUAACGAUCUUCAGUUGAUUGUACGUGCACAUGAGUGUGUAAUGGAUGGUUUUGAGCGAUUUGCUCAAGGCCAUCUAAUUACUCUCUUCUCAGCUACCAACUACUGUGGUACUGCAAACAAUGCAGGAGCGAUCUUGGUUUUGGGGAGGGACCUUGUUGUUGUCCCAAAACUCAUUCAUCCUUUGCCACCAGCAAUUUCAUCACCAGACACGUCACCUGAACCUCAUAUUGAAGACACGUGGAUGCAGGAGCUUAAUGCUCACAGGCCACCGACACCAACAAGAGGCCGUCCUCAGGGUGCAAAUGAUCGUGGUCCACUUGCUUGGAUAUAGGCCCGUUGGUUUCAUGUCUUAUGCAGUGGCAGUUGGGCUCUCUAUUGUUCCAUGUUAUUGCUGUGGCUGCUCAUGUUAUGGGAGGAGUCCUUUGUAUACACGAUCAAAAACCCAUCUGAGAGGUUGGAGGGUUUCAUGGAGGGCAAUGGCAUGGUAUGCUUUCCACAUCUGAUGUGCUCCAUUCUGCCAGAUUACCUUGUAUUGUAAUGCAUAUUAAGGCAAUUCAAUUUGGAGGGAAAAAUUUCAAGUAACAUCAGAUGGUUGAGUUAUGUCAAGGGAUCUAGAGCUCUUUCAGCUGUUAAAGAGAUGCUGCAGGUGGCUUUUUAGAAAGCUGUCAGUCUUAUCACCCUCUUCAUUAACUAUUGGAAAGGCAUUUGGGCAGCACCACUUAGGCGGCUAAGUUUCUCUGUGUUCCAAUUGGAAAAUUGUACGCUAGUAGCUUUUCUAUUCUUUUCUCCUCUCUUCCGCCAUCACUUCUUUUACUCCUUCAAGGUGCUGACUGGUGAUUGUUUAUAUGCAAAGACGAAACCCUUUGUAGCUGAGCAUGUAUCAUAGUAUUGAAGAACUGCAACAGCACGGUGGCAUGUAUUUUUGUGCUGUUGUAUAUUAUAACUCUUGUGUGAAGUUGAAGAAGGUUGCAUGUAGAUUUUGUGUGGGACUUGGAAGAUGGGAGGGUUUGUGUAAAUAGUGGAGCGGUUCUCAUGGGCGCAUUCCAUUCUCUUUGGGAGGUGGUGUAUGUGAAGUUGAUCUGAAAGUUCACGUUGCUCCUUUGUUGUCUAUUGCAUUUGACCUUUUUCUUAUUGCUAUUGACUUCUCUUUGGUCAA
Molecule: messenger RNA, 4625 nt
Organism: Nymphaea colorata (pocket water lily)
Lineage: Eukaryota; Viridiplantae; Streptophyta; Magnoliopsida; Nymphaeales; Nymphaeaceae
Product: serine/threonine-protein phosphatase BSL3
Exons: 21
Coding region: 771-3800 (1009 amino acids)
Biological process (GO): brassinosteroid mediated signaling pathway
Molecular function (GO): protein binding; phosphoprotein phosphatase activity
Source: RefSeq, a predicted model, not a curated record